UGCAAUAGAAAAUUAUUCGAAACAAAAAUGAUGGAUUCCGGGAAACCGUUCGUCGAAAAUACUAGACAGCUUCUAGCUUCAGAAGGUGGUGGUGAAUGUGGCACUGAAAGCGAAACAAAAACAGGUUCAGAUUUUCGCCGUGGAAAAUGCAAAUGGUUCAACGUGUCAAAGGGGUGGGGAUUUAUUACGCCGGACGAUGGCUCACAAGAUGUUUUCGUACACCAGAGCGUGUUGGGUAUGACAGGGUUCAGAUCAUUAGGUGAAGAUGAAGUUGUCGAUUUUAAAUCAAAAAAUACUGCAAAAGGAGUGGAAGCAACAUUAGUUACUGGACCCGAUAGAACAAAUUUGGAGGGUAGUAAAAUACGUGGAAGCAGCAAAAAACGGUACAGGAAAACCAGAUGUUACAACUGUGGACAGUUUGCAAAUCAUUUAGCAGCUGAUUGUACUUUGGAAGCGCAGCCGAAAAAAUGUCAUUAUUGCAAGAGUUCCGAACAUUUGAUGGCCAAUUGCACUCAGUCAAAGAAUCGUGAACAGCAAAGUCAAUCGUCUGGUUCAUAAAUAGCGUCAUGGAAACCAAAAGAUCAUUACAGCUUUUUUUUUUUUAAAUAGUUACUUCAAUUUUCCUAUAAGACUUCAUAUAUUUAUAUAACUACUACGUUCGUGUGCAUUAAUUAAUUCAGAGAUAAAACAUUUCAUUCGCAAGGAGCUUAUUGCUCAAUCGUAAUUUAAAAUAAACUGGUAAUGAAGAAAUAAGAGUAUUUCUGAUUAUGGUUAUGAAAUUGGAAUAAAGUACAACACAUUUUAUUGCAAAUUACGUUAGUUAAAAAACUCAUGUGAAAAAUUAGCAUAUUAAAGGCAUAACGACAUUGAUUCGAAUAUUUUCAGCACUUGGACUGGAUGAUAUUUUCUGAAAAUCGGAUGAUUGAGAAAUUUUUUUUUGAAUUACUGAAGACAAAGAAUAAAACAAUAACAACAGGAC
Molecule: messenger RNA, 979 nt
Organism: Sitodiplosis mosellana (orange wheat blossom midge)
Lineage: Eukaryota; Metazoa; Arthropoda; Insecta; Diptera; Cecidomyiidae
Gene: lin-28
Product: protein lin-28 homolog
Exons: 5
Coding region: 28-558 (176 amino acids)
Molecular function (GO): nucleic acid binding; zinc ion binding
Source: RefSeq, a predicted model, not a curated record